Molecule: messenger RNA, 1779 nt
Organism: Magnusiomyces paraingens
Lineage: Eukaryota; Fungi; Ascomycota; Dipodascomycetes; Dipodascales; Dipodascaceae
Exons: 1
Coding region: 1-1779 (592 amino acids)
Source: RefSeq, a predicted model, not a curated record
AUGUCAAAACUUUCGUUCGACAAAGCUAAAGAAGCCGCAGAGGCUCUCAUCGACUACGUCCAACGUAUUUCUAAAGAUGACGAUGAUAACACUGCCUCUAGUGUUUCUAAAAAAUCCUUACUUCUUGAGGACUAUGCCGACGAAGAUCAUACUAUACCACUAUUACCCUUUGAUCUUGUCGUAGCCACAAAGAAAAUUAUCACGGAUCAUAAGUCCAUGGACCCUAUUUUAGUAGAGCUUCCUAAUCAGUUCUUUGGCAAAGCUGCUUCUGAUGCCCUUGAGCCAUCAGUCUGCCUCAUUGUACGUGAUAUUAAAGGCAUGUCUGCCGAAGCUGCUCAAGUCUUUUAUGAUGAACAUCUUGUCGAAGCCACAAAGACUCCUGAAGAUGCUCUCGAAGCUCUUAAAGCUGAGUCUCCAGAAUCUACUUCUGCUACUACUGCUCCUAAAAAGAAAUCUAAGAAAUCUGCUGCUGCUGCUGCUGCCUCCUCCUCCUCAAGCAUACCCUCUCUUGAAGACCUUUCUAAAAUUAAAAUUGACCGCGUCGUUACCUUCUCUCAGCUCCGUAACGAGUAUAAACCAUUCCAAGCUCGUCGCAAACUCAUCUCUGAGCAUGACCUUUUUUUCCUUGAUGCCGCAUUGGCCCGUGCUGAUGACGGUCUCUUGAUGCCCCGUGUCAUGGGAAAGUCUUUUUACGCUCAAUCUAAAACUGUCCCUCAACCCGUGGCCCUUACCUCAACCUCUGACGAAAAUGUAACCAAGGCCGAGAAGGUUGUUCAACUCGCUAUUCGUAACAAGAAUUCGGCUUCAUCAAACAAAAAGAACCCUACAACUUUCCUCACUAACAGUAAGACCUCUCUUAAAGACCUCGCAGAGCUCGUCGAUGCAGAUAACAUUGCCUCUACAUUUUCUCUCACAAAAACUCUUACUGGAAUGUAUAAGCGAAUCCAUGGUACACAUUACAUGGUUUCUCCCUCAAACCAAAUUAUUGUCCGUAUCGGUUCCACCGCGCUGACUUCAGAUGAAGUUGCUUCCAACAUCGAGGCUGCUGUUGCCACAAUUCUUGAAACUCCAACUGGUGCUCAGACCCCAGAGUAUCUCAAGGGCGGCUGGCCAAUCGUACGUGGAGUUUUCCUUAAAACUUCUACAGGUCCCUCGCUGCCUAUUUUUGUUGCUGAAACACUUUAUGAAGAUGCUUCACAAGACGUGAUUGCAGAUGCUUCUGAGGCCGUGGCCACACAAGAAACACAAAAAGAUUCUGCCGUUGUUGCCAAGCAGCGCCGCAUUGCUGCCAACAAACUUUCCGAUAAGCGUAUUAACCAACUGCUGCUCGAUGAAAUUGUAGAUGAUGAAAGUGCUCUUAAGACUGCUGCUGCUGCUGCUCCUGCUGAUAAAAAGCAAAAGAAAAUUAAUAAGGAAACUACCCCUGAGGAUGAACAACAGGAUGACGAAGAACCAGAAAAGAAAAAGGAACCUGCAACUCCUACCACAAAGAAGAGACGUGAGCGUGAAGGUGCGCCAUCGCCAGCUUCAGUCAAAAAGGAGGUGGUAGAAAAACCAGUAAUUGUUGUUGAGGAUAAAAAGAAGGCUUCUGUUAAGAAGACACCAGUCAAGAAGUCUGUCAAGAAGGAAGAAGUUGAGGAAGAAGAAAGUACACCUGCCACCAAAAAACAAAAAACUUCUUCAGGGUCACUGAAAAAGAAUGGAAAGGCUACUGCUACUGCUGCUGCCCCAAGCUCUGCUUCCAAGAAGAAGAGCGUUUCUUUUGGCAAGUCCAAAUGA